Molecule: messenger RNA, 2242 nt
Organism: Danio aesculapii
Lineage: Eukaryota; Metazoa; Chordata; Actinopteri; Cypriniformes; Danionidae
Gene: trim35-45
Product: nuclear factor 7, brain
Exons: 6
Coding region: 155-1519 (454 amino acids)
Molecular function (GO): protein binding; zinc ion binding
Source: RefSeq, a predicted model, not a curated record
UUACCUCGUGGGCAAACGUUUAAAGAAUUAAGUGACAUAAGAAGAAAAACGAAAAGGUGCGUUUUGAGAUAUCUCACUGGAUGAGAAUACAACAGACCUGUUGAUUCAAUAUUUUUAGACCAAGUGAAAGUGAAAGAAAGAUCUACGCUGAAGAAUGGCUUCAGUGAAAACGGUGUCUGUGGAAGACCUUACUUGUCCUGUGUGCUGUGAAAUCUACAAGGAUCCUGUUGUGCUGUCAUGUAGUCACAGUAUAUGUAAAGAGUGUAUUCAGCUGUUUUGGAGACUGAGAAAUACUCAGGAGUGUCCCGUUUGCAGGAGAAGAUCCUCCAGAGAUGAUCCCCUAUGUAAUCUUGUGUUGAAGAACUUGUGUGAGUCACUGACAGCAGCAGAAAGAGCUUCAGGAUCUGAGCUGGUCUGCAGUUUGCACAACGAGAAGCUCAAACUCUUCUGCUUGGAUGAUGAACAGCCUGUGUGUCUUGUGUGCAGAGAUUCACAAAAACACACCAAUCACAGGUUCAGACCCAUUGAUGAAGUUGUUCCAUCUUACAGGGAGCAGCUCAAAACAACAUUGAAAUCUUUAGAAGAGAAGUAUAAACACAAAGAAAAAAGUAAAGAAGAGUGCGAUAAAACAGUCCAGCAGUUAAAGACUCAGCGUGAGAGCACAGAGCGGCAGAUUAAAGAGGAGUUUAAGAAGCUUCAUCAGUUUCUGCAAGAUGAAGAAGAAGCUUUAGUCUCUGCACUGACGAAGGAGGAAGAGCAGAAGAGUGAGAUGAUGAAUAAUAGGAUUGAGGAGAUGAACAGACAGAUCUCAGCUCUAGCAGAUACUAUAAAAGACAUGAAAGAAAAGAUGAACGCCAGUGAUGCCUCAUUUCUACUAAGCUUUAAAGGCAUCAUGGAAAGAGCUCAAAGUUCACAGCAAGAUCCACAGAUGAUUUCAGGAGCUUUGAUUAAUGUGGCAGAUCAUCUGAGAAACCUCACCUUCAGAGUCUGGAAGAAGAUGCAGCAACUUGUUCACAACACUGUUGUGACUUUGGACCCCAGCACGGCACAUCCUAAUCUCACGGUGUCUGAUGAUCUGACCAGUCUGACUUACAAUUGGCUUCCUAAGGAUCCAGAUUUAAUGAGCCCCAUUCCCUGUGUCCUGGGUUCAGACGGCUUUAACUCAGGAACACACUGUUGGGAUGUUGAGGUUGGAGACAAUUACUGCUGGAGUGUUGGAAUAACGACGGCACCAAAACAAAGGAAGAAAUAUAAUUUCCUUGAUACUGAUUUCUGGUGUGUGGAGUAUGUGGUUGGUGGAUUUAUUUCUCCAAUAUCAAAGGAAACUUGCUUUACCAUUAAGACAAAGCUUCAGAUGGUAAGAGUGCUGCUGGACUGGGAACAAGGAAAGGUGACGUUCUCUUAUUCUACAAGAAACACACCUUUAUGUUCGUUCACAUCACGCUUUAAGAAGACACUCUUUCCUUUCUUUUAUACUAACUGUUCAAAUUCUGCUCUGAGGAUUUUACCAGUUAAAUAGUUUGUAACAACAGAAAGGCAGAGAUUUCAGACCCUGUCCUAUAAAUUUAUUAGGAUUCAGAUUUUUUUUUUCAAUUAUAUUUUGGAUACAUUUAUUGCGAACACCUAUUAUUGCCAUUUUUUUCCUAUUGCCAUUUAAGUGAAUUACCUUUACUUUUGGAAUCAUUUUAAAUGGCAUAAUGUAAUACAUUUAAUUUGGUUAAAUAAUUUUUAUUCUUGCUAUUUUUAAUAAUUAAACUAAAUUAAAUUUAAUAAUUAAACAAGCAAAAAAUGCUAACUGUUCACGCAAAAUUAGUUUCAGAUUCAAAUUAGCUGUAAUAACUCAAUUGAUUUCCAAAGAGCUUUAUUAUUCAAUAAAGAAUCCUGAUUUCAAUGAGUUUUACCCAUCCUCAGAGCUGCUUAGAGAUUAAAUGAAUACUGAUUAUAAUUACACUUUUUGUGAUUCAGAAAUCAACCCAAUAGUAUUUGUUUUGGGCUGUUCAGUAAGCGGGUUUUGUGAUCUGAUAUUGGCUUAAAAAUCGGUUAAAUAAAUUAAAUAUCAAUUAUUGAACCUUUAAAAUAAUGAAGACCCUCAAUUUUCAUUUUGGGGGAAUUUUUAUAGCUUAUUCAAAAUUAAGUGUGAAGUCCUGAAUUCAUAUUUUGAGCAAUUGUUUACUUUGUGUUUUUUGACUUUUAAAAUCUUUAAUAAAUUGUUACUAAUCCCAGUGUAAAAUAUCUUUUUACC